Molecule: messenger RNA, 669 nt
Organism: Phytophthora sojae
Lineage: Eukaryota; Oomycota; Peronosporomycetes; Peronosporales; Peronosporaceae
Exons: 1
Coding region: 1-669 (222 amino acids)
Source: RefSeq, a predicted model, not a curated record
AUGCAUUGGACGCCUACCAAAAGUGUUAUAAUCACCCGCCAUAUCUGCAGCAGAUAUGGCGGUUCUUAUUUCCGAGUACGUCGGCUUAUCCUAAAUUUGCUCCGCCACAAAAGACAUAUAAGGGCACAACCAUCUAGCGGCGACCAACAAAACGCAAUGUACAACGGAUGGCUGCACUCAGUCUUCGUGACCGGGACGAUCUGUUUCGCAGCCGACGGCUGCAUAAUCUGGUGCAAGCAUAAUUGCCCGGGGUCGUGGAACGACUCCGACACGUCGCUCGAGUUCCGCAUGAAGCUGACGGACCCGAAAUUAUGCCCGGAUGAGCGCCUGAACGUCGUCUCCGACUCGGCCUUCCCGUGCUCCACGGCCAUGACCGGCCGAAUCCUCACGCCCCUCAAGGACGGCGCCUUGGACAGGAUCUUGCUCUCGUUGCGCAGCUCGGCGCGCACGCUGCACAACGCGAUCACCUCAGUGAGGCAGGCUGUAGAGUGGGGCAUGGGCAGCAUUCAAAAGGUCUACAGUCGUCUAAAGCUACCGCUACCCUACUAUCAGCAGCUACGAGGCGUGAGGCUGAACAACAUGUUCCGCAUGACCAACGUCCGCGUCCGCACCAUCGGAAUCUCUGAGAUUCGCACCACCUUCGCUAACGCCAUGGUGAUGCCGCAGUAG